AUGGCCGAAGAAGCUCAAAAAUCAAUUUAAGAAUAAUAUAAAGAUAUCAUAGAAAAAUACGAUAUUUGUAUGGAUGCACCUCCAACUUCAGAAAUUUUACCUUCCCAUAAAUUCAUCAUAAUUAGACAUGGAUUUAGUUAACACAAUCUUUCUGAAAAAGAAACAUUAUAUGACAAACCUUUGAAAGGAAAAUCAGAUCCUCGCUACAAACAAUUGCAUAUGGAUCCAAUAUACACUGAUAACCCACUUCAUCCUGUAGGAAUAUAAUAAUGCCUCAAUCACCAGAAGUAUAUCAAUGAAAUAGAUUUUGAAAUAGUAUUUGUAUCUCCUCUAUAAAGAGCUCUUUAGACUUGCAUUUAUCUAUUUGCAACACAUCCAAAUAGAUAAAAUAUCAAAUUUGUGUUGAUGCCUGAAUUGUAUGAAUGUCUUUGCUCAAGUGGAUGUUUUGGUCCCAAUACGCUUACAAGCUUAAGGGAGAGCAUAAAUAAACUUGCAGAUUAAUACAAUAUUAAAUUAGACUUCAGCUAAGUAGAAUAAUUAGGAAGAUACUGGCAAGUAAAAGUAUUGGCAGACGAAAAUCUGUCUAAAAAUUUAUUGGAAUAGAUUAACUUAGAUAGUACUAAUGAUGAAUCAGCAUAUUAAAAAGUAGUUUAUGAAGCGAUGGAAAAAACCUCAUCAUUUUUUUUAGAAACUUGGAAAAUGUUAUUUUACAGAAGCAGAAAGGUUAUUUAAAAAUUGUAAGAAUGUGAAAAAACUGCUUCCAAAGACACUAAUAAGAAAAUUGGAUUAGUUUCUCAUGGUUUCUUGAUAAAAUGUCUCACUGCUAGUAAAAUAGAAGAAAAUGGAAGAAUAGAAGAAGGUAUAAUUAUGAACAAUUGUUAACUACUCCCAUAUAAUUUUGAAGAGUAGCAAAAAGAGUAGAUUAAAAAUAAAGUAAAUUUAUGA
Molecule: messenger RNA, 945 nt
Organism: Tetrahymena thermophila SB210
Lineage: Eukaryota; Ciliophora; Oligohymenophorea; Hymenostomatida; Tetrahymenidae
Product: histidine phosphatase family (branch protein 1)
Exons: 4
Cellular component (GO): cytoplasm
Molecular function (GO): phosphatase activity
Source: RefSeq, a predicted model, not a curated record